Dothidotthia symphoricarpi CBS 119687 is the source of this 1152-nucleotide messenger RNA. RefSeq lists its product as uncharacterized. The coding region runs from base 1 to 1152 and encodes 383 amino acids. Lineage: Eukaryota; Fungi; Ascomycota; Dothideomycetes; Pleosporales; Dothidotthiaceae. Gene Ontology annotation, molecular function: hydrolase activity. The transcript has 2 exons. The record is from RefSeq and is a predicted model, not a curated record.
AUGGCGCGCGAACUUGGAGCCGUCGUCGUCAGCGUCUCCUACCGCAUCGGCCCUUUUCACCAGUUCCCCGCCGCCAUCCACGACGCAGAAGAUGUCCUGUCCGCCAUCCUGGACACGUCGGGCGUAUCAAAAGCCGCAAACGUCCUCAGGACCGAGAUACAGCGCUACUACUCUCUGCUACGCGCGGAUCUGCUUAAAAAGAACGGGACGGCCCCGGUUCGGCACGUCGAGCAAGUCACCACCAUCACCCUGGACCCUACCCGCCUCGCCAUCAGCGGCUUCUCGGCUGGGGGGAACAUCGCCCUGAACAUGGCCAUGUCGGUGCCCCCAUGUCCGGAGCUCACAAUUUCAAUGACACAAGCACCCAUCCCGGUCGACAGUUCAACGACACGGGGCCCCACGCCUGCCGAGACCAUGCCGUCCCUCUUGCCGCGAAAUCGAGCAGCCACCAUCCUCGACGAUCCUCACCAGCCAUGGCCUACCGUAUUGCCCCCGCCUCACGCCCAACCACGAAUGCUACCUCUGCUCCUGUUCUAUCCCUCGCUAGACGCCCGAUUACUACCCCACGAGCGCCCCAUGAAACCUCUGCCAAACGCGCUCAAGGGUGAUGAUAAAAGGCCCGAGAAGCCAAAAGCACCUGGUCUGUUCUCCAUCAUGGGCCCGACAUACCUCUCUAAGAAGCUGCGUCCCCAUCCCAGGGCCAGUCCCGGCUUGAACGACCCGGACUGUGUGCAGAAAAACGCCGCCAUCUUCCUCGUCCUUCCAGAAAGUGACUCUCUAGCGGUGCAAAGCGACGUCUGGGUCGAUAAGAUGAACAUCGGUGGUUGGCACGGCCCCGUCAGGUUCGGUGACCAAAGAGAGGCGGAUUGGGACGGUCACACGGGUGGCCAGCCAUAUCCCGUCAACGACCAGAACGGUGGUCUUGAGGUGUGGCAUGCUCCUCUGUGCCAACAUGGUUGGACGCAGUUCCCAGAUACCUUCGUCGGUAAGCACGAAAGAAAGGAAAGGCAACUGGUUUUCGCCCGGACGCUGGAAUUUGUCAAGGAGAAGUGGAACAAGGACUUGGCUCUACCUAAUGGGCAGCAGAGCAAGAACCCCAAAGAGCCAACACUGUUGCGUACACCCAGUCGGUUCGCUGGACUGACUGAGUGA